AAUAAAAAAAUUUCACAUGCUUUUCUGGUGCCUACUUACACUCUACGAAUUGCCAACUGACUCAAAAGCCCUCUUUCAGUUGCGCUCGGCUCCUCCUCUUCCUCUAUCUCAAAAUCUUGAAAAUGAAAGAAAAAAACAGUGUCUAAAAUGGAAGCUUAGAAACAUAAACACUUAUAAUAGUGGGAGGAAGAAGAAGAAAGAAGAAAGAAAGAAAGAAAGAAAGAAGAAACAAGUGGGAGGAGAUGAUGAAUCCCAGACAGCGUCCGCAGCCGACGCGCGGUGGCCUUGGAUUUCCCAACGGCGCUUCGCCGCCGAUGAGAGAAGUAUACAACAUAAUCCCAAUCCACGACCUCCUGACGGAGCAUCCCUCCCUCCGCUACCCGGAAGUACGCGCCGCCGCAGCAGCUCUACGCGCCGUCGGGGACCUCAGGAAGCCUCCGUAUAUGGCGUGGAGCCCCAGCUACGACCUCAUGGACUGGCUUGGUCUCUUUUUCGGGUUCCAAAACGGCAACGUUCGGAACCAGAGGGAGCACCUGGUUCUUCACCUGGCCAACUCACAAAUGCGGCUGCAACCCCUCUCGGCAACCGUCGACGUCCUCGACCGGCGGGUUCUGCAAAGGUUCCGCCUGAAGCUGCUGCACAACUACACCUCUUGGUGCUCGUAUCUCGGCCGGAAGUCCAACGUCCUGCUGUCUGGCCGCCGUGACGGCGAUGGCCGCCGCGAAUUGCUGUACGUCUCGCUCUAUCUCUUGGUUUGGGGUGAGUCUGCUAAUCUUAGAUUUACCCCUGAAUGCAUUUGCUAUAUAUACCACUUUAUGGCUUUGGAGCUCAACCAUGUUCUUGACAAUCACAUAGACCCAGAAACGGGUCAGCUAUUUUUGCCAUCGUUUUCGGGUGAGAAUGCGUUCUUGAAUUGUGUAGUUAUGCCCAUUUAUCAUACUAUUAAGACCGAGGUUGAGAGUAGUAGGAAUGGUAAAGCGCCUCACUCGGCGUGGAGGAACUAUGAUGACAUAAAUGAAUAUUUUUGGAGCAGGAGGUGUUUUUCCAGGCUGAAAUGGCCCUUUGAUCCUGAGAGCAACUUCUUUGGCACCACGCCUAAGAAUAGGAGGGUGGGGAAGACUGGCUUUGUGGAGCAGAGAUCCUUUUGGAAUGUGUUUAGGAACUUUGAUAAGGUGUGGGUCAUGUUGAUUUUGUUCUUACAAGCUUCUAUUAUUGUUGCUUGGGAGGGGACGGAGUAUCCUUGGCAGGCGCUGGAGAGACGGCAUGUGCAGGUAGAGUUACUUACUUUGUUUAUUACUUGGGGUGGCCUUCGGCUUUUGCAAUCUGUGCUUGAUGCUGGAACUCAAUACAGUUUGGUUUCCAGGGAGACUAUAAUGCUCGGGGUGAGGAUGGUGCUUAAGAGUUUAGAUGCCGUGACAUGGACUAUUUUGUUUGGAGUCUUUUAUGGAAGAAUUUGGAGCCAAAAGAACUCCGAUGGGAGGUGGUCGGAUGAAGCGAAUCGGAGGAUUUUUACUUUUCUUGAGGUUGCUCUUGUUUUUCUUAUCCCAGAGUUGCUGGCAUUAGUUCUUUUCAUUCUUCCAUGGUUUCGAAACUUACUUGAGGAGUUGGAUUGGAGAAUAGUUUACUGGUUGACAUGGUGGUUUCAUUCCCGGAUUUUUGUGGGUCGUGGUCUGAGAGAGGGGCUUAUUAAUAAUAUCAAGUAUACAUUGUUUUGGAUUGGAGUAUUGGCUUCAAAAUUCGCAUUUAGUUAUUUUGUUCAAAUCAAACCUCUUGUUUCACCAACAAAGGCACUUUUCAAUCUUAAAGGGCAUUACUAUUGGCAUGAGUUUUUUGGUAGUACCAAUGAAAUAGCUGUUAUUUUGUUGUGGGCACCUGUUAUAUUAAUUUAUCUAAUGGAUUUGCAAAUAUGGUAUUCCAUUUUCUCAUCCAUGUAUGGUGCAGUCAUUGGGUUAUUUUCGCAUUUGGGUGAAAUCCGGAGUAUCGAACAGCUUAGACUCAGGUUUCAGUUCUUUGCUAGUGCAAUGCAAUUCAAUCUCAUGCCAGAGGAGCUAUUGUUACGUCCUGAGAUGACACUAGUGAAGAAGCUCCGUGAAGCCAUUCACCGAUUCAAGCUGAGAUAUGGACUUGGUCAAGUUUACAAGAAGGUUGAAUCAAGCCAAGUUGAAGCUACCAGGUUUGCUUUGAUAUGGAAUGAGAUCAUGAUAACGUUCAGGGAAGAAGAUCUUAUUAGUGAUCGAGAACUUGAGCUUUUGGAACUGCCACCAAAUUGUUGGAAUAUUAGGGUUAUUCGCUGGCCAUGUGUCCUACUAUGCAAUGAACUAUUGCUUGCUCUUAGUCAGGCAACACAGCUGGCUGAUGAAACUGAUCGGGUGCUUUGGUUAAAGAUAUGCAAGAGUGAAUAUCGGAGGUGUGCUGUUAUUGAAGCUUAUGAUAGCGUCAAGCAUUUGCUAUUUAUGGUUGUUAAACAUGGCACUGAAGAGAAUUCCAUUGUUUCAAAAAUGUUCUUGGAGAUAGAUGGCAGCAUCCAGACAGGAAACUUCACAGCAGAAUACAAUAUGUCUCUGCUUCCACAAAUUCAUGGUAAGAUAAUAUCACUGGUCGAGCAUUUAAUGAAUCCAAAGAGGAAUAUGGAUACAACAGUGAAUAUAUUGCAGGCCUUAUAUGAACUUUCUGUUCGAGAAUUCCCAAGGGUGAAGAAGUCCAUUCAGAAAUUGAGGCAGGAAGGCCUAGCACCUCUUAGCCCAGCUGCUGAUGCAGGCUUGCUGUUUGAAAAUGCUAUAGCAUUUCCUGAUCCUGAGGAUGCAAUCUUCUACAGGGAUCUGAGACGUCUGCAUACAAUCCUCACUUCCAGGGACUCCAUGCACAAUGUCCCAAUGAAUCUGGAGGCAAGGCGGCGUAUUGCUUUCUUUAGCAAUUCUCUUUUCAUGAACAUGCCCCGUGCUCCUCAUGUUGAAAAAAUGAUGUCUUUCAGUGUUCUGACUCCUUACUAUGAUGAAGAUGUACUGUAUAAACAAGACAUGCUUCGACAUGAGAAUGAAGAUGGUAUUUCCACACUGUUUUAUCUGCAAAAAAUUUAUGAAGAUGAGUGGAAGAAUUUUGUGGAGCGGAUGCGUAGAGAUGGCGCAGAGGAUGAAAAUGAUAUCUGGACCAAAAAGGCUAGGGAUCUUCGUUUGUGGGCAUCACAUAGAGGCCAGACUUUAUCCCGCACUGUGAGGGGAAUGAUGUACUAUUAUAGAGCCCUCAAGAUGCUUGCCUUCCUUGAUUCUGCCUCUGAGAUGGACAUUAAGGAUGGAUCCCAACAAAUUGCAUCUCAUAGUUCAAGUAAGCGAAACCGUGGUUUGGAUGGUCUACGCUCGGGGAUGCAACCAUCUUCGGAGAACCUUAGGAAAAUGGGCAGUGGAGUGAGUCUUUUGUUUAAAGGGCAUGAAUAUGGAAGUGCACUAAUGAAAUUCACUUACGUGGUUGCUUGUCAAGUGUAUGGGCAUCAUAAGGCUAAGGGAGACAAUCGUGCUGAGGAGAUUUUAUAUUUAAUGAAAAACAAUGAGGCCCUUCGAGUUGCCUAUGUUGAUGAGGUUCAUGUGGGAAGGGAUGAAGUUGAGUAUUACUCCGUUCUUGUUAAAUAUGAUCAGCAGCUCCAAAGAGAGGUAGAGAUCUACCGAAUCAGGUUGCCUGGUCCGCUGAAGCUUGGAGAAGGCAAGCCAGAAAAUCAGAACCAUGCCAUGAUCUUCACCCGAGGUGAUGCAGUUCAGACCAUUGAUAUGAAUCAGGACAAUUAUUUUGAGGAAGCACUCAAGAUGCGAAAUUUGUUGGAGGAAUUCAAGACCAAUUAUGGUAUUAGGAAACCAACCAUCUUGGGUGUCCGUGAAAAUAUCUUCACAGGUUCUGUGUCCUCCCUUGCUUGGUUCAUGUCUGCCCAGGAGACAAGUUUUGUGACCCUGGGCCAGCGUGUCUUGGCAAACCCUUUAAAGGUGAGAAUGCAUUAUGGUCAUCCAGAUGUGUUUGACAGAUUCUGGUUCCUGACUCGGGGAGGAAUCAGCAAGGCUUCUCGAGUAAUAAAUAUCAGUGAGGAUAUAUUUGCAGGCUUCAAUUGCACCCUUCGAGGGGGCAAUGUAACACAUCAUGAAUAUAUUCAGGUAGGAAAGGGCAGGGAUGUUGGUUUGAAUCAAAUCUCAAUGUUUGAAGCCAAAGUUGCCAGUGGUAAUGGUGAGCAAGUUUUGAGCCGAGAUGUUUAUAGAUUGGGUCAUAGAUUGGACUUCUUUCGUAUGCUUUCAGUUUUCUACACAACUGUAGGCUUCUAUUUCAACACAAUGAUUGUGGUAUUGUCCGUAUAUGCUUUUUUGUGGGGUCGCCUUUAUCUUGCAUUGAGUGGUGUUGAGGAUGCAGUGAUGAACAGUAGCGAUAGCAGUAGCAGUAGCAAUAAUAAAGCCCUUGGUGCAAUGUUGAAUCAGCAGUUUAUCAUACAGCUAGGUUUCUUCACUGCCCUCCCAAUGGUAGUUGAGAACUCCCUCGAGCAUGGAUUCCUUCCAGCAAUUUGGGAUUUCCUGACAAUGCAGUUGGAGCUUGCAUCAUUUUUUUACACGUUCUCUAUGGGAACUCGUACCCAUUUCUUUGGCCGGACCAUUCUUCAUGGGGGGGCAAAGUACCGAGCAACUGGACGCGGCUUUGUUGUGGAGCACAAGAGCUUUUCUGAAAACUAUCGACUCUAUUCCCGAAGCCACUUUGUUAAGGCAAUUGAGCUUGGUGUUAUCUUAAUAGUUUAUGCUUCACAUAGCCCAUUGGUUAAGAAUACUUUUGUUUACAUUGGUAUGAUGAUCACCAGCUGGUUUCUUGUAGUGUCUUGGAUGAUGUCUCCAUUUGUGUUCAACCCUUCUGGAUUUGAUUGGCUGAAAACCGUUUAUGACUUUGAAAAUUUUAUGAGUUGGAUAUGGUCUGCUGGUGGGAUGUUUACAACUGCCGAACAAAGUUGGGAAACUUGGUGGUCUGAAGAGCAAGAUCAUCUGAGAACAACGGGUCUUUGGGGAAAAAUUUUGGAGAUUAUUCUAGAUCUUCGUUUCUUUUUCUUCCAGUAUGGCAUUGUGUAUCGGCUGGGUAUUGCAGGGGGAAACACCAGUAUAGCAGUUUACUUACUCUCUUGGAUAUAUAUGGUAGUUGCUGUUGGAAUUUAUAUAAUCAUGGCAUAUGCUCAGGACAAGUAUGCUGUGAAGGACCAUAUCUACUACAGACUAGUUCAGCUUGUUGUCAUACUGGUUACAGUACUUGUGAUUGUAAUUUUGCUGGAGUUCACUCCCUUCAAAUUUCUUGAUAUUAUCACAAGCCUCCUGGCAUUCAUCCCUACAGGCUGGGGUAUGAUUUCAAUAGCCCAGGUGCUUAGACCAUUCCUACAGUCCACUGUGGUGUGGGAUACUGUGGUUUCCUUAGCUCGACUAUAUGAUCUGUUGUUUGGAGUGAUUGUGAUGGCCCCUGUUGCGUUGCUCUCAUGGUUACCUGGAUUUCAAUCAAUGCAAACAAGGAUCCUCUUUAAUGAAGCAUUUAGCAGGGGCCUUCAGAUAUCUCGUAUUGUCACCGGCAAAAAGAAUAACUGAGAUGUUGUAUGGUGGAACUAGUGCUAGAAAACAAAAACAGAUUGGUGUUUCGAUUCCACCGACCGAAGGAGAAAUUGUAUGUAUUGCUACUGGUUCUUUCAUCCAAGACCUUGGAUAUUGGAUUUUCCUUCAUCAUCCUGCUGCUGUUGUAUCUAACUCUGGUUCUUUCAUCCAAGACCUUGGAUAUUGGAUUUUCCUUCAUCAUCCUGCUGCUGUUGUAUCUAACUGGCUGCUUAAUUUUCAUUUCUGCUAGAGAUAUUGUGAUUCAACUGCGUAACUUUAUAGGCCGCAAGAUUUUGUUUCUUCUCUAUGGUGUUCAUUAUUGCUCUGGUUCUGUACAUAUUGUUCAUAGUAGGGGUAGCUUCUGUGCGAUUUAUCACAAUCUUUUUUAAUAUUUUAUGGAAAUUUCCACUUUUUGGGUU
Molecule: messenger RNA, 6004 nt
Organism: Ziziphus jujuba (common jujube)
Lineage: Eukaryota; Viridiplantae; Streptophyta; Magnoliopsida; Rosales; Rhamnaceae
Product: callose synthase 11
Exons: 2
Coding region: 243-5582 (1779 amino acids)
Biological process (GO): (1->3)-beta-D-glucan biosynthetic process
Cellular component (GO): plasma membrane; 1,3-beta-D-glucan synthase complex
Molecular function (GO): 1,3-beta-D-glucan synthase activity
Source: RefSeq, a predicted model, not a curated record